UUUGGCGUGAUCACUCAUUGCAUCUUGAAAGACGUUUAGUUCAUUUCGUGAUGUAAAAUUUUGUGUAAAAAGUGUACAAUUAAUUUACUUCAAUUUCAUUCAAGGAAAAAAAUUGGAUCUGCACAAGCCUUAAAAUAUUGUAAUAUUUAUAAAAUAAAAUAUGAAGAAAAAAUUCAAUAAAAUUAAAAAAAAAAAUUAAAUUGGCUGACUAGAAAAAUGGAAAUUGAAAAGCUCGACGAAAACUGAAAAGUGUCAAAAAUUAUUGUCAUGGCUGUUUCAAAAUUUUAGCGCUAUUUUUCGGUGAUAAAUUUUUUAAAUAAAAUAAUUAUUGAAUUCAAAUUUUUUGUAUAUGUUUUAAAUAUAAUGUAAAACAGUUUCGUCGGAACUAUCACUCGAAAUUAUUGGUUACAACGCCCGAAAUAAAUAACUAAAAAAUGUCUGAAGGAAAUAAGGAUAACACGAAGGGAGAUGAAAAAGACAAAAGGGUAAAAAUCCAGGUGGAAGGAGAAGAUGAACUCGGAGGGGAAGGAGAGACAGGAAGAAGGAAAAUGAAAAGGUUCCAGUUACCAAACCUACCGCGAUGGUGGCAAGCGAAAAUCAUACAAUAUGCCUUUGCACACCCGCAUGUCCGCGCUCGGCUGGAGAAGCAUAUGGGCUCGAACCUGGUCCGGCUGACGGACAAGAGCUAUAUGACCGAGCUGGAGGAAAGGAUCCGCGUCGUGAAUGAAGAAAACCUCAAUAAGAGGAUCUCUUCUAGAGUUCUAGACGAGAUGGAAAGAUUAAAACGAUUAAUCCUCGUUGGGAAGACACCGCUGAAAGAAUGCCCACCCGAGCUUUACCAUCACCCCGUGUUCGUGUUCUGGAGGAUGGUGAACAGAGAAGUAGCGAGAGCGACUAAGAAACGUGCAGAUGCUUAUUACAGAAAAUUAAAAGCGUCCCAAAAAAUUGACCAAGGAAUAGACGAGGAAGCGGAAGCCGAAGCAGUGAGCGAAGAAGGUCAGCAGUUGACCCCAGAACAGCUCCUUGCUAGGUGCGUCGCGGAACUGGAGGAAAUCAAGCAGGCGGACAUCGAGAAGGGCGUCCGUUUUAGCGACGAUCAGUUCGCCGUCCUCAAAUACGAAGCAAAUGAAAUUAAAAUACUGAAGAACCUUACUACUGUGGAAGAACUCUACGCAUUGGCCGAUAAAAUUAUUGGAACAAAACGUAUAUAAAUCUAUUUAUUAAGUAUAAAUAAGUGAUAUAAUGACAAUUUUUUUAUUGUUUUUUAUAAAUUUAAUUGAAAAAUAUACUGUUAUAAUGUAUUAGGUGCGUUAAUAAAUCUGUUUUGACGUUAGAUGUACUUACUAGAAUAUUAAGCCAAAACAUGCAUAAAUAGUGUUGUUAAGCAGUAACGUGAUUUCAUUAAACACUUAAAAAUAUAACUAUAUUUCCAUUUUAUUGUACCCACCUUUUUAUUAAUAAUUGUUUUUUAGGUCAUAUUCUCACCGGCGCGGCGAUUUGCUCUCUGCCAAAAUAGUCUUUAGUGCAAUAUGCAUCUAAUACUUAGUAAGUUUAUAUUAUGUUGGGUUUCUUGCGAUAGUUUCUUUCAGGAUUAAGAUUUCGAUGAAAUCAACAUAUAUUUUAGUAACUUAAAAAAAAACGAGUCGCUUCGCCUGAGUUCUGUGCCAAUAUAUCUCGAACCUAAGUGUUCCGCCCUUGGCGUAGAGAUCAGAUUACGUAAGUAUCACGUAUGCGUUUUUUUUACAGCAGAUUGAUUUUUACGUCACAACUUGUAUUUAUGCUAAUAUUCAGUAGUUUUAGAGAACAACUUUUUCAUUUAUUUGUACGAAUAUGUUUAGAUUGAAAUAAAGUUACAAGUAUUGUUGUACUAUAAUCAGAUUUAUUACAACAGUAAAAUAAACAUAAACAAGCUUAAUUCGUGAUACAUUGCAAUUUGUUAUAGCAUAAUAUUAAACUAUUAUCUUGACUAGAUAUUCAGAUUCUAAUUGUUAAUUUUGUUUUACAUGUAUUAUAUGGUAAGUCCUAUUUGUUUUACAGAACUUGACGUCGUGGGACAGAAUGAGUCAAUUUUUUUGUUAAUCUGUUCCAAAUUGAACAAUUAAGAUUUUUCUUUCUUUGAUUCUUCUAUGGAACAAAAUAAACAAACUUUUCAUUUUUCGUGUAAAAUGUCAUUUCAAAGAAGAAUUUAAAGGAAACUCUUCUCCAGAAGGGUCGCAAAUUGAUUGAGGUAAAAGAAGGCUUUGUGAAUUUUCAAUCACAUCUUGACAGUGUACUCAUGCUACCUCACUGCAGGGCUGUGUUUUGUUUUAUGUAAAAGAACAUCAAAUUCUAGGAAACAGAACAAUUUAAAAAAAAACUGGUUCCCAUUUGUUCUAUGACGUCAAAGAAAAGCAAGUUUCAGACGCAAUGCUGUACGGUAUUUCUAUGGAACAAAUUAGGAUAACAUUAGGUAUCUCAUUUUGUCCGAUGGCAUCAUAGUUCUAACAAAUGGGACUUACCCAUUAUUAUUUUAUGUAUACAUAUAAAACGGUACCGUAACUGACUAACAGACAAUGCACAGCCUAAACCAGUAGACCUAGAAAUUUGAAAUUUGGGGGAAAAGAAUUUUUUUUAGUAUCCUAGGGGUCUAGAUAAAGUCGCGGGAUUAAGUUAAGUUUCUUAUAAAGACGUAGCUUUAAUCUACUAAUAACCGUACAAUGCAAUAUUAAGCUUGAUCGAUAGGUAGUUACAUCGCCCUUAGUAUAAGGGAAUUCGUUAUUGUUCACACGAGACAAAAACACCUUCGCAUUUAAACAAUACAUAACUGAAAUACAUAAGAAACGAACUUUCAGUCACAUUUCUAUAGCUGUCUCAUAUAUGAAACUUGCUACACUUCGGAAUAAGUUGUAGCGUGCAGAUAAUAAGUAUAAGUUAUUACGAAUACAUAUUACCCACUACACUCUAUACGUCUACCUAAUAAUUAUUCUCAAAAAAUAUAACAUACGUAAUUAUUAUUACUUAUUACUAGUGGUAUAUCCACAUGAUCCAUAAUCAACUACUUUGUUCUAACCCCCCGUCCACACAUUGCUCUUCUCGCGCAAUUAAUCGCGACGCCGCGCCGCCGCACUAAGUCGCUUGCCUUUGCAACGCGAUGGACGUUGAAAUGGUGGCAGCGUGCGCUCUAUUGCAUACUUACCGACAAAAUAGGGAGCGAUGGGCAUGAACGAGGAACAUGCGAGUAACGCGGCCACACUACGUCUCUGCCUCCGUCCCUCCCUCCUUCCCAUGCCACACGGGCGGUGUGUGGACAGGGGGGUUAGAACAAAGGAACCACACCAA
Messenger RNA from Maniola jurtina (meadow brown), 3318 nucleotides. RefSeq lists its product as uncharacterized. The coding region runs from base 435 to 1211 and encodes 258 amino acids. The transcript is spliced from 6 exons. The record is from RefSeq and is a predicted model, not a curated record. NCBI's taxonomy places the organism in Eukaryota, Metazoa, Arthropoda, Insecta, Lepidoptera, Nymphalidae.